AUUCACACGCUGAAUAUUUCAUUCAACCAUUUCGCCCCAUUUCUGUCUUGCUGGUUUACCAGUUCGCCCCCGCAUUUAGUAAUCUUCACAGGGGCGUCAUAAACACCGUGCAGCCAUUCUGCGGGGCGAAGAUUUUCUUACAAUUUCUUUUUGCACAAUCAGUAGGCUUCAAUAUGAAACCCAUUGCAUUAAAUGGCCACGAGAGGGCCAUCACGCAGAUCCGUUACAGCCCUGAGGGUGAUCUUCUCUUCUCAUGCGCUAAAGAUACGCAUCCAACAGUAUGGUUUGCGCUGAAUGGAGAACGACUCGGCACGUAUGAGGGACAUGGUGGAGCUGUCUGGUGUAUAGAUGUCAACUGGAAUCACACUAAGGUGCUUACUGGAGCUGGUGACAACACCUGCAAGCUGUGGGAUUUAGAAACGGGUAAAUGCAUCAAUUCCUUCGACACACCAUCAGCAGUCAGGACGUGUGGUUUCACAUACAGCGGAAACACACUCUUCUUCUCAACAGACAAAGCUAUGGGACAACAAUGUCAGAUCUUUCUUUUUGACGUACGGGAUCACCAGCAAAUGAAAGACAAUGACGCUUACUUGACAAUCCCGAUCACAAUGCCUAAAGUAACUAGCGCCAUAGCCAACGGAUUAGAUAAAUACCUCAUCACAGGUCACGAUGAUGGGCAGCUGGCACAAUGGGACAUGCAGACCGGGGAAAAGAUUCAUUCCGUUCAUGAGCACAGUCGACCCAUCAACGACGUUCAGACAUCCAAAAAUGGGAUGACUCUUAUCACUGCUUCUAAAGACAACACAGCAAAGCUGUUUGAUGCAGAGUCGUUAGACUACAUGAAAGUGUACAAGACAGAAAGGCCGGUCAAUUCUGCAGCCAUUUCACCCAACAAAGAUCAUGUGGUGUUGGGUGGAGGGCAAGAAGCCAUGGACGUUACAACCACCUCUUCUAGAAUCGGCAAAUUCGACGCUAGAUUCUUCCACCUCAUCUUCGAAGAGGAAUUUGGCCGGGUCAAAGGUCACUUUGGUCCAAUCAACAGUGUUGCAUACAACCCGGAUGGAUCAGGAUACAGCAGUGGUGGUGAGGAUGGCUAUGUCAGAAUACACACCUUCGAUCCACAGUUCAACGAUUUUGAGUUUGAGUAUUAAAAUAUUAGUCAAGGUUGUGAAAAAUGAAUCCACAAGUUCUCAUGGAAGAAGUCACCUUCGUUUAUUUCAUUUUUGCAAAUAUUUGAAGUCACAGAACAAAGCUGUAGGUAGGAGAUGCAGGCAGUUUCUUUAACUUCAUUUAUUUAAACACAAUGUAUCUAUACACCUGUCUUAGAAUUUAUGCACGAGUUACGUCGCAAUUCUAACCCAAAACCAGCCACUGCAAGUGGUGGCGGACGUGCGCCUAUAGCCUCAUUUUGAGUAAGAAUGUUGACGUCAUACAUAUAUAAGUCUAGGACAUGUAUUAUCAUUCCUUAUUCUAUUUCAAAGUGUGACAUAUUUUCUUUGUAAACCAUGCAUCAACUAGGAGUUUACCUCUUGGUGGAAACAGGUUACCAGCCAAAAUUCAGUGCAUUGGGUAUCCCCUUUCUGAGUGGUUCCCAUUAUUUGUUUUGUAGCAGUUUAAUUCGAUAAGCAUUUAUUCUUAUUCUGUUAGAGAAACUGUUAACAAUAUACUAGUGUCUUGAGUCAUGUUUUCAAGUUGUGUAACCUAUGCUAUGUUUAUGGAUAACUACAGUACAUGUAUUUGCAACAAAAGAAAAACAGCAACAGAAUAUUACUAACAAAAAUGAAAUUCUUACAAACUUAUUUAUUGUACGAAUUGUUCAAAAGCAUUAUUUUGGUUGGAUGACAUUUUUAGACCUGUUGCGAAUAAUUUUUGUCAUCAAAACUUUUAAGAGAAAGGGGGAUUUAAUCUAUUAACUGGUACUCAUGUAGACUUUUCUUUUAAAGUAAACAAAGAAUUAUUUAGAAGGUGAUGUUCAUGGACAAGGUGUUACAUGCAUCAACGGAAAUAAAGUUAUUGAGAACUUGUA
This is a messenger RNA of Asterias rubens (European starfish), 2026 nucleotides long. RefSeq names its product eukaryotic translation initiation factor 3 subunit I-like. Gene Ontology annotation, molecular function: RNA binding; protein binding; translation initiation factor activity. The record is from RefSeq and is a predicted model, not a curated record. Gene Ontology annotation, cellular component: eukaryotic translation initiation factor 3 complex, eIF3m; cytoplasm. Bases 174 to 1151 code for a protein of 325 amino acids. Gene Ontology annotation, biological process: cytoplasmic translational initiation. The transcript has 9 exons. Lineage: Eukaryota; Metazoa; Echinodermata; Asteroidea; Forcipulatida; Asteriidae.